CACACUUUCACUACAGCUCUAAAAGAACUUAGUACUUUCCCCGAAAGCUCAGCAAACCACUGCAGCUGAUUUUUUAGUGCUUCUUACCUAUUACACUAGCAAAUUAGUUAUGGCAUUUUUACCCAGAGCCCUUCCUCUGCUGCUGCUUGCAGUAGUUUGUAUUCAACUGAGUGGAGUCCUAGCUGAUGGACGUGACAGGUGCUGGUGUUUGAAAAGUUUGAAGAAACGUGUCCCGAGAGAAGAAAUUGAAGAGUUCUCUAUUUUCCCCCGAAGAUCGAAGUGUGACACGGUUGAAAUCAUAUUGACACUAAAACCCGUGAAUAAAUCAACUGAAGUCGUGCAGCGCUGCUUGAGUCCAGAAACAAAUUUGUUGGAUCAGGAAGAACAUCAACAACUCACCCACAUUGAAGAUAUCCAACUGCUUCUAAUGCCUUACAUUUAAGUGCAGAAGAGCACGGGAGGACAGAGGGGGGAUCUGGAAACUCCAGAAACCAUUGUGAGUGGAAUUCCAUUCUGACCCUGCACUGGCCAAUCAGAAUCCUGGGAUUUGAGUGUUGGCCUCAUACUGCUGUUGGGAAAUCACAGAAGACCUGAAAGCACCCGGAGCACUGCCAGUAACCGCCGGACGCAGAUGUUGUUGACAAAAGCAUUUGGAUUAGAAUUCACUAGCUGUAUAGCUGAAGCACUGAAUAUAUCAUAACUCCAAACAGUAUUUAAAUGACUAUAUUUUAAAUGGUUUUAUAAUUUAACUUAUUUUAUAAUGUCAAAAGUUAAAAUGUGUUUUAUUAUUUUUUGUCUGACCAGGCCCUUUAAUGUUAUAUGUGAUGUGUUAGAGCUGAUUAACUCACAUUACAGUGUUUCUUUGACAUUAAAUUUUAUAACACAUGAAAUACAUUUUGAGGCUACCAAACAAAAUAUUUUCAUAAUGGAAGCUACUUUAUACAGUUUUGUAAUAAAAACCAAUUUCAAGUUA
Molecule: messenger RNA, 973 nt
Organism: Cyprinus carpio (common carp)
Lineage: Eukaryota; Metazoa; Chordata; Actinopteri; Cypriniformes; Cyprinidae
Gene: cxcl18b
Product: chemokine (C-X-C motif) ligand 18b
Exons: 4
Coding region: 110-442 (110 amino acids)
Biological process (GO): immune response
Cellular component (GO): extracellular region
Molecular function (GO): chemokine activity
Source: RefSeq, a predicted model, not a curated record